CGGCUGCCUGCGGCGGAACCAAGGGCAGCUGACGGGUGCCCGCCUGUGGGCGCUCCGCUGCCGUGAUGCCGCAUAUAGCAGUGCUGGCGCGUGCUUCAGAGUGACCGCAGCGUGCGUAACGAUCGGAGUGGUUCAUGCUUGCGCCGGGCCGCAGAAGGAGCUGGCGGCUCGUUCCGGUGCUGCUACUGUGAGACGGGGCGGCGGGGACAGCAUGGGGCCGGCAGAGGUGGUGCAGAAGAUCAGCAUUAGCGCCGAGAGCCCGCGAGGGAGCGAGAGGAACGGCUCCGGCGCCGCCCUGGCAGGCCCUGAGAGAGAUUCACCCGGUAGUUGGAGGCAGAAGUGUGCGGCCUAUGUGCUGGCUCUUAGGCCUUGGAGUUUCAGUGCUUCUCUCACUCCCGUGGCCCUCGGCAGCGCUCUGGCUUACCGGGCCGAAGGGACGCUAGAUCCAGGGCUCUUGAUAGGAAGCGCUGUGGCUGUCCUGGCUGUGCACGGAGCCGGCAACUUGGUGAAUACCUACUACGACUUCUCCAAAGGCAUCGAUCACAAGAAGAGUGAUGACAGGACUUUAGUGGACCAGAUUCUGCAGCCUCAGGAUGUAGUCCGGUUUGGAGUCUUCCUUUAUACUGUGGGCUGUAUCUGUGCUGCUGGGCUCUACGCUGUCUCAACGCUCAAGCUGGAGCACCUGGCCCUGAUUUACUUCGGAGGACUUUCCAGCUCUUUCCUUUAUACCGGAGGAAUUGGAUUUAAGUACGUUGCACUGGGAGAUGUGGUGAUCCUGAUCACCUUCGGGCCCCUGGCUGUCAUGUUUGCCCAUGCUGUGCAGGUUGGGUAUCUGUCUGUCUCGCCGCUGCUCUACGCCAUCCCGCUCGCGCUCAGCACCGAGGCCAUCCUGCACAGCAACAACACACGGGACAUGGAGUCUGACCGGCAGGCAGGCAUUGUCACCCUGGCUAUCCUCAUUGGCCCUGCGCUCUCUUACGUCCUCUACACCGUGCUGCUCUUCUUGCCCUACCUGAUUUUCUGUGUGCUGGCCACACGCUACACCAUCAGCAUGGCAUUGCCACUGCUCACCAUCCCAAUGGCAUUUUCACUGGAGAGGCAGUUUCGGAGUCAGAGCUUCAAUAAAAUUCCCCAGAGAACAGCCAAACUCAAUCUCCUCUUGGGGCUUUUCUAUGUUUUUGGCAUCACACUGGCACCAGCUGGUGCUCUGCCCAAGCUGUAAUGAGAGCUGUAGAGUCAGGCCUUGCAGUUCAGUGUUAGCAGUGGAUGAUGUGGGUAGAUGAUCCAUUAUGGACAAUGGGAAGAGUGAAGAUGCCAUCCUGAGCUGUGGAAGCUGCAAUUCUGGGCUUGCUUAUUUUGUACAAUAGACUUUGCCAAAGUGAUGUGUGUGUGAAACCUUUAGAAAGGGGUGAGCUGCAGCUUGUCUUCAGGGGAGCAAGGCAAUGUUAGGCCAAGGAGAUGUUUAAAGAAUGUCAUUCUUCUGCCACUGAAUUCUUUCACUGUCAACUCAAUGGAAGCAAGAUUGACCCCCCAGUCCAAACUCUGUUCCCUUCACAAGCACAGCAGUUGCUCUUGUGACUCCUUUUCUUGCCAUGGUCAGAGUCCAGUGGCUCCUGUGUGGUCAAUAGAAAACACUGCCAAAUGCUUAGCCCCACAACAAUGUAGGUGCUGUUACUUCACUCCCUUGUGAGCGUAGUUCACAUUUGUCUGUUAGAUGUUUGAGGUUUUGUUUUGUUUUUAUUUUCAUAGCCAAGUGUGUAACUUUUCUUUCCAAGCUUCCUGAAAUGCACUAGAUACUAAUUCAUUAACUAUUGCUUCUGCUUGGUCCUUGUCAUCUGGAAAUGUCCCAAGUUACAUAUCUCUGUGGGAUGUUGGUGCACAUGGAGCACAUACAGCCUGCUGCACAAAGCUCAGUCCAAAACCAGUAAGGUAUAUUCUGCUAUGAAAACUGAACCUGCAAAUACAAGUCAUGCAACUGAAAUCCCCUCAAUGCGUAGGAAAACAAAGGGGUUCCAUUUUUACAUUUGCUUAGAAUUUGCUCUCUAAAAUAAUGGUCUUGAAGUUAAGGGGAAGCUGACAGAGUGGCAGGUUUCUCAGGUUACUUUGGCUGGAUAUGGAUUAAUGGGUACAUCAGUGGAAGAACCAAAUCUUAAUUCAAAAAAUACAUUUAUUUUGAGUUGUUGCCUGUUCAUUUGGAAGCCAAAUGCCAAUUUCUUACUAUAAGAAGAAAAAAAAAAGCCCAGUUGAGCAAAGGAGAAAGAUACAGGGUUAGAAAAAAGAAGAUUAUUGGAUUGAUUCUGCAAAAAAAUUAGGACUGGAAACAGGAAUAAACCAUUUUUGUUGACUACGUUUUUCCUAGUAGAGUCCAGAGUGUGUGUGACUGAAUCAGAUUUAACUGCCAAGAAAGCUCUGUGCUUCCCAGCCUCUUUUUCUGCCUCUCCACCUUAUGGUGGUGUUUUCUUCUGCAGCUCUUGCCACUUGUAACAGAUGUGGCCAUUUGGAGAACUGAUUGCUUCAGCAGUUAUGUAGCAAUGUGAAAACCAUGCCAAACACAGCUGGAGAAAAGUGUGACUUGCAGGGCAAAGAUGGCUCUGAUCCAUACUGAGUUGCUUAGUGGCAACCAAAUUCUUUUCUGGGUUGAAGAAAAAGUAUUUCUGUCCUUUAAGCAGGGGGUGAGUGAAAAAUUUGUUUACGGGAAUUGUGGAAAGCUUCAGAUGAAUUGAUGCUGGUAUUGAACUAGAGCUGCUGGUGCCUGGAGCACAACCUUGCUUUUGAAGGAAGUGGGAGUGUGCUGACUACUGUAUGAAGUGCUUUAAACAUGAGCAAUAAACUAGGGUGAUGUGACCCUGCAGCUGUUGUGGGUGCGUUGUGCCCUUGUGGUGUCCAUCUGAAAGUGCCAAGUACCGUGUUAGUGAAUUGUGCUGGCAGUUGUAAAGCUGAGUUGAAGGUACAGGAUUAUAUGGCGUAGCUGUUUAAGUGACUGGUUUUAUGGCUUGCUUUUACCCACUGUGACAGAGUUGUUGGUUUCCUGCUCAUCAGCUGAGCUGUCCUCAAGGGGAGGGAUUCUUGGCAGGUGUAUUUUAUGAACCACAGCUUCAUCUUCAAUUAAAAUUGGGCAAAUGAUCUCUUUAAGCUGAGCAGGCAUGAGAUGAGAGAGAUGUGAUGCUUUCUUGUUUAGAUUAGAAGUGAAGAGAAAAUGCAAAAGUUCAGCUCAGCUCCAUGGAAAAAGAUACCCAGAAGGUUCUGGAAACUUUUCAAUACAGGCACACACAACACAGUAUCUGCUGUGACUUCUCUGUGGACCUCCAGCCUUGCUCUGACACCCACUUCAUUUUUCUGCAGAGCAAAAGCUUUUCAUGGGGAUAUGAACUGAGCUGAUCAAUCUAUUGACCUUGCAGCUGCUGGUUAACCCCAGCAUAGCUUUGUUGCUACUUUUUGUAGCAGCUGUGUGCUUUAUUUUAUGACAGCUUGGUUUUGUAUAGCUAUCAUUUAAAGGAAUGGAUAGUUAGCUUUUUUAAACUCCUUUUACAUUAACUACAAUACUCAGCUAAAUUCCUUAAAGUACCUAAUAAAUAGCUCAUGUCUGUAACUGUAACUCUCAUGGUGGAAAGGUCCAGGGAUGCUCAUUGCUGGAGUCGUGUAUGUAACUCUAGUUGCAUCUAGGCUGCCCUUUACUAGCAGGGAAAGCCCACUGUGUAGGACAGCUGGUUACUGCUGGAAAGGAGCAGUGCUUUUUUAUUACAGAGAUGAAGGAAAAGCUCACUAGUACAUGUGUAUGCUUGUGAAACACUUUUCAAGGUGUGCGCAGUGGGAUUCAAGCACUUUGGUACUAAGAAUGUGAUGAAAUUGAGUAAUUCCUUACUAGCAGAUGCUGGUUGCCUCCAAUUCCCUGUCUGUGAUAGACAAAAUCAUUCCAGGUUCUUAAGGAUAUUAAUAAAUAACACAUUCUGCACCAUGGCUUUGAGAAGGUCAUUUAACUUCUCUGUGUUUCAGAAAACAGCUUAUUUUUGCCUACCUCACAGGGAUGCUGAGCUGGCAUCAUUGUCAUGAACAGCUUUGAAAGGAAAAAGUGCUUUAUCUCUGUGUGCUUUCCAAAAAACAUGUUAGUACUAGAAGACAUUUUAGGUACCUAACAGGUGACUAGGUAGACCUAGUCUACCUAACAGAUCUAGGUAGACCAAAACAAUCUCCCCAGCAACACUGAGGGCUAAGAGAGGUUCCCUUUUUGGAUUGUUUCAUUGUGAGGAUGCUGUGUCGCUUUCUCUACCCUCUGGUCCCUGUCUGAUGCUACUUUCCCUGAAUAUAAUCUUUUCAAACUUCUUUCAGGUCUCUCUUGGUGAGCUGUGUUGCCACUUGAUGCUUCUACACUGGUAGAUGAACAGAUAUGUAGCUCAUCUGUUAAUGUGUCCUAGAGCACCUCCCAGCCUUUCUUCUUAUCAAAUGAAGUGUCAGAAUGUUACUCUCUAAAUGAUACAGUUUGGUUAUUUUAUAUCACUCCAGUUGUGGCUUGGCACAUGUAUUAAAUUGUCUUUCUGGAAGGAGGAGGGUCUUUGUGUGCUUGUUUAUAGUAGAAAGUGCAUGAAAGAUCAUACUUUUCCUUUUGAUGUAAUCCUUUUAUGAUUCACAUAGUCCUGUCCUUCUGUAUCCUCAAAUUUCAGUAGCAGGGAUCAUCUCAUACUAAUGGCAGACUUCAGAGUGCUUUCAGUGUUGUCAUCAAUGAGCAGAGUUUUCUUUGAUGCAGUCUCUGUGCCAUGUACUUACUGUUUGGCAUUUGUAAGGAGCUUUCAGCUGGACUUCUAAUGUUUUAAAUAAAGAUGGAUUUUUUUCAUCCUCA
This is a messenger RNA of Pogoniulus pusillus (Red-fronted tinkerbird), 4834 nucleotides long. It is a transcript of the gene UBIAD1, whose product is annotated as UbiA prenyltransferase domain containing 1. Gene Ontology annotation, molecular function: prenyltransferase activity. The transcript is spliced from 3 exons. NCBI's taxonomy places the organism in Eukaryota, Metazoa, Chordata, Aves, Piciformes, Lybiidae. Gene Ontology annotation, cellular component: endoplasmic reticulum; Golgi membrane. The coding region runs from base 212 to 1222 and encodes 336 amino acids. The record is from RefSeq and is a predicted model, not a curated record. Gene Ontology annotation, biological process: menaquinone biosynthetic process; vitamin K biosynthetic process.